Pseudozyma hubeiensis SY62 is the source of this 5205-nucleotide messenger RNA. RefSeq lists its product as hypothetical. Gene Ontology annotation, biological process: endocytosis; endosomal transport. The transcript has a single exon. NCBI's taxonomy places the organism in Eukaryota, Fungi, Basidiomycota, Ustilaginomycetes, Ustilaginales, Ustilaginaceae. Bases 1 to 5205 code for a protein of 1734 amino acids. Gene Ontology annotation, cellular component: cytoplasm; plasma membrane. The record is from RefSeq and is a predicted model, not a curated record. Gene Ontology annotation, molecular function: protein binding; calcium ion binding.
AUGCAGCUGAUGGAUCGACGGGCCGAGAUCUCUGGCUGCGUCGCUGCACAUCUAAUUUCCAAUUUCCCAAGGCAGAGCACGAGCCAUGGCAAUCCGAUUCGGAAUCUGGCUGUGGAGAUGAGCUUUUGUACUGAAGAGCGGAUCGAACAAGGAAGGACCCUUUGGGGACGCCCUUUUGGAACGUCAUCUAACUUAACUCAAAGACCGAGUGCGAGUGCGCCUGACCGCACAGCCUUGCUCUCGCAUCCGGUCCACCCCGCUUCUUCGGCUUCUAUCUUCCAUCCACUCGAUUGCAUUCGAAGUUCCCUCAUCUCGUCCCGCUUCACUCAUCUUCCUCCUCCAACCGCACAUCGCAUCAAGUCGUAUCGACGCAACCGGACACUUUGCUUGACGCCUACACCUGUUCAUUUUAUUAUCUCCUGCCUGUUGUGGCAUCCGGGUCUCUCGACAAACACAGCGCUUCAGGUUCGAGCAAACCAGUCGCCGGCUACCAUGCAGAGCCCAGCUCCCUCGGGCGCAGGAGGCGCAGCCCCUCCUAUCGCACUCUCGCCCGUCGAGAGGUCCGCGUUCGCCCACCUCUUCAACCUCGCCGAUCCCGAACGCACUGGAAUCGUCACCGGUGAUGCCGCCGUCUCCUUUUUCGCCAAAUCCAAGCUUCCACCUGCGAUCCUCGGACAGAUCUGGGCGAUGGCCGACAGCGCAAACAAUGGUUUCCUCACUCCUCCGUCCUUCAGUAUCGCGCUGCGCCUCAUUGCGCAUGCUCAACGCGGGGAGACCAUCACAGAGGCUUCCAUCAAGCGUCCCGGCCCACCUCCCACCAUGGAAGGCGUCAACCUUCCCCUCACCGCACAGCUUACAGGAUCCCAAUCCGCAGCCGCCGUCCCGACCAACAUGCCCGGCGUGAUCGAGAUCAAGCCCGAGGACCGCGCACGCUAUACCCGCAUCUUUGCCAAUUCCGGACCCGUCGGAGGCCUCAUCGAUGGUGAUCGCGCCAAGGAGAUCUUCGUCAAGUCCAAGCUCCCAUUUGACAAGCUCGGUGCAAUUUGGAACCUCGCCGAUACCCAAGCCCGUGGUUCCCUGGACCUUACCGACUUCAUCAUCGCCAUGCACUUUAUCCAGAACACCAUGAAUGGCACGCUCAACUCCAUCCCCGCCGCUCUUCCUCCUGGUCUGUACGAGCAGGCAAAGGGCUCUGGAGGUGUCGGCUCACGUGUCAUUCCUGGCUCGCCUCUCGCUGCUCAGAACACCGGCGGCUCGGCUUCCGGGUUCGGUGCGUCCGCCAUUCCCCGUCAGAUGACUGGCUCUUCCUUCCCAGCUCAGUCCGCUUUCCAGUCGCCCCGUCAGCCCAGUGCUGCACCUGCUGCUUCUUGGGACGUAACGCCGGACGAAAAGGCUCGCGCAGACCAAUUCUUCGACGGUCUCGAUGCCUCCAAGCAGGGUAGGCUCGAUGGCGCCACCGUCGUCCCCUUCUUCAUGCAGAGCAAGCUCAGUGAGUCCGUCCUCGCCCACGUUUGGGAUCUCUCCGACGUCACUCAGAGCGGAACCCUCUCGAAAGACGAAUUCGCCGUUGCAAUGCACCUUAUCAACGGUCAGCUUGCGGGCAAGCCGCUUCCGCAAGAGCUUCCCUCCAGCCUCGUACCUCCUUCGAUGCGCAACAUGGAUCUUCCCACAGCCGUCAAUCCACAGCAGACCGAUACGCAGAAGGACCUCUUUUCGCUCAUGGACGAUGAUCCGCCCGCACCCACCAUCUCUGCUUCGUCCGCCUUCAUCACUCCUUCAGCGGCUGCACCCGUGGUCGCCGCUCAGCAGAGCACGCCAUUCGCAGCAAGCAGUCCAGCUCCAGCUCAGCGCUCGGCACCUAGCCCCUUCGAUGACGACUUCUUCGGCGGUGCCAACUCUUCCGCAGCUACGCCUGCAACCGCUCAGCCCACACAGCCUAUUGCAGCAGCUCUCUCACCCGCUGCCACCGGCGGAAGCUUCGGCAGCGCCGCUGCGUUCAGGUCGCCUGGUAUCGCGUCGCCUGGCGGUCCCGCUUCACCUGCUGCUUCCACGUCACGGCUUGGCACUGCGUUUGCUGCUGCAGUACCUGCCUCCGCAGCUGGUGCUGCUGCGAGCGCAGCUUUCGCGAGUGGAGGAGGCUCCGAUCAGAGCGCAGACUACGGCAACAAAGCUAACCAGCUUCAAAGCAACGAAAAGGCUGUAUCGGACCUGCAGUCCCAGCGCGGCACCCUCGAGUCCUCGAUCGCCACGAAUGCCUCCUCCAUCGCCGAGCUCGAAUCGCGUCUCGCCACCGUUCGCGGUCAGCACGAGGCCGAAACCAAGCUCGUCAAGGAUCUCGAAGAGCGUCAUCAGAAGCAGAGCGGCGAGCUCAAGGAGCUGCGCGAGACCGUGAUCCGCGAAGAGAGCGAGCUCAGCGCUCUCAAGGCGGAGAAGGACGAGCUGGAGCAGGCGCUCAUGCGCGACCGCGAAGACGUUCGUGACAUGAAGAAGCGCAUGAACGAUGUCCAGACAGAGACCAAAUCGCUCAAGGAGCAGCUCGAGAAGCUUCGCAAGGAUGCUAGGCAGCAAAAGGGUCUCGUCGCCAUCAGCAAGAAGCAGCUCACUACCGCCGAAGCCGAGCAGGACAAGGUUGCUGGUGAGAUCGAGUCUGUGCAGCGAGGGGAUCUCGGCGGCGACGACGAAGCAGGGCAGCACCAGGCUGGUCCCGCGGUUCCAGCUGCUGCUGCUCCUGCCACACGCAGCGUCGGUGUGGAACCGGUCACUAGCCCUGCAGCCAGCGUCCGCAGCUACAAUCCUUUCGACCGUUUCGGUGCUGGCGCCGGUACUGCUGCCUCGCAGCCUGGAACUCCCAGUGCUACCCACCAGCCAUCGACUGCCACUUCGCUCCUUGCUGGCGCUGGUGCAGGUGCCGCCCUCGGCGGCGUUGCUGCCGCUACCGCACACCACGAGUACGACUCGCAUAAUGCGACGCAGACGUCUCACGCUGGUGAUGAGGCUUUUGGACAACAGCAGACUCAUCAAGCAGACCCCUUCGGAGUGCAGCAUACCGACGGUCAGCCCACCUCGACCCUUGGUUUCGACGAUGCCUUCGCGGUGCCAGGCGAGACUGGUGCUCCUACUUCAUCGACCGCUGCAGGACACGGUCAAGCUGCCUCGCAAGACUUUGACGACAACUUCGGCGACGAUUUUGGCGCGACCGCUUCCGCUGUACCUGCCUCUGCCGCUAACGAGUCAGCGGCGCCCGCCACAGCUGCUGAUGAGAAGGUCACCGGCCAGCUUCACGCAGCCGAACUCGGCGCGGCUGGUGGCUUGGGUGCAGGAGCUGGCGUGCUCGGUGCCAGCGCCGUCCAUGCGCCCGCAUCGUCUCAUGAUACCGAGGCAGUCAAAGGAUUCGAGUCAAGCACGGACACUGCCGGGCCGUUUGGCGGAGAUGGCUCUACCACUGACACGAAGCGUCCGGAGGCACCGGACGCGGACGAGGACGAGAACAGCUCGGACGACGAAGAUGACGGUCCGGAGGAGGUGGGCGGCUACAAAGCCAGAGGGUACGACACGCCCGUCGGAGGCGCUGCUGAUCGCUUCCCCGAGGUUGACAACAGUGCCGACGGUGCUCCCGCUUCGAUCGCGACGGACCCGCAAGACGACGGCGAGCACACUGUGCCUGGCGGAUUGGGCGACGUGACAGCUGCUACUGCGCCCGCCUCUGCGGCUCCUGUGGAUCCAGCCUCGAUUGGACAAAUUGGAGAACGUACGGCCUCGACCACCUCGAUUGCGCCCAUCAGUCGCCAAGAGACGAUCUCUGAAGGGCCGAGCGAGCCUUUGACGACAUCCGAGCCUACUCAGACCAAGGACACUGAGAGCAGUCACAUGGGUGCGGGCACGGCUGCAGCAGCCGGUGGCAUCGGCGUUGCCGCUCUGGCUGCUGGCGCUGGUGCCUUGACUCUGGGUGAACGAGGUCACGGCGACACCACGCCCAGCGUUGCUUCGCCCACAGAUGACAAUGUGCCCCUCAGCCAGCUUCUCGAAUCGAAGGGCUCGAAACUGGCUGCUCCGACUGCAGCAGCCGAUGCCUCGGCCCCGACUGAUCCUUCUGCUAGCCCUACUUCAUCGACCAAGACUCGGCGCGCACCUCCCCCCGCGCCGGUUCGCAGCGCCACAAAUCUUUCGGCAACGUCGGGUGCUCCGGCUGUGGCUCCUACCGUGCUUGCUGCCGAGCCCGCAGCUGCAGCCGGUGCCGCUGCUCCUGUGACAGCUGUAGGAGACUCGAACAAGUCCACCAACCCGUUCGGCAUGGACGAUUUCGGUGCCGGUAGCGGACAGUCGAAGCCGCCGGCGAACGACAGCGGCAGCAACUUUGAUGACUUUGAUUCUGCAUUUGAGGAUCUUGGUCCGUCAGAAGCCGUGCCUUCGUCGACUGGAGCAGGUGCGACCGGUGCAGGUGGGGCAAGCGCCUCGACCGGGUUUGACGAUGCGUUUGACAAUGAUUUCGACUUUGUGCCCUCGUUUAGCGGUCCUGGUGGUGCUGGUCCAGCUGCUGCUCCUGUCGGUGCUGCCAGCGGAGAAGGCGCUACUCGUGGCGGCAACAAUGCUUUCGACGAUUUCGAUGCGGCUUUCGACAGCGCACCCAGCGGUGCAUCGGCGGCCAAGGAUACUUCGUCGGUGCCUGCGGCCGCUGGCGCCAUCCCUGCUCUGGGUGCAGUGGCUGGUCUUGGUGCGGUCGCUGGGUCUGGAAGUCGCGCUGACCGCGGGACUGCUUCGAAUGCCACUUCUGGAUUCAGCUUUGAAGACGCUUUUGAUCCGGCGCCUACCGGCGGCGCUUCAAACACGGCUGCGCCUGCGCCGAUCAACACGUCCACUGCUGCAGCGACUUUAACUCCUUCGGGCGGCGUCACUUCACCUUCAUCCGUAUCCUCGCCGGUGGUACCUGCAGGAACGUACGCACCUCCACCUGGUCCGCCACCUGGAUUCAACGCCCCGCCGACGCUUCCAUCGCGAUCGUCCACACGAACCUCCGGAGCUGCUGCUGGAGGAGGAAGCGCAGCGAUCGCCGAAGCCGAGGACUACACGGGUGCUCUCCCCGACGACGCUGCACCGGUCAAGCAGCUGUGCGGAAUGGGCUUCACACGCGACAAAGUGAUUCAGGCUCUGGAAAAGUCCAACUACCGAACGGAGAAGGCGCUCGAGAGACUCUUGGCUUCCGCAUAG